AUGGCGUCUCUUCUCCGGGGUACGGCUUUCAUAACCGGCGCGGCUUCAGGCAUCGGCCAAAAGACAGCCCUUUCGUUUGCUCGAAACGGCAUGACCCGCCUCGCUCUCACAGACAUCAAUCUCGAAGCCCUCGAGGCUACCAGAGCGCUCCUCCGCCGCGAGUACCCAAACACCGAGGUCCUCGCGCUCCCGCUGAACGUCCGCGACGCCUCGGAGGUGAGAUCCGGCAUCGCGGAGACGGUAUCCCGCUUCGGACGUCUCGAUGUCGCUGUCAAUAAUGCCGGAAUCGCGGGCGCGGGCCAGCUGACGCACGAGAUUGACGAGGAGGAGUUUAGUAAAAUUGUGGAUGUUGAUCUUUAUGGCGUGUGGCGGUGUCAGAAGGAGGAGAUCAAGGUUAUGCUGAACCAAGAGGAUCUCGGGAUGAGACGAGGACGCGGCGCCAUUAUCAACGUGGCCUCCAUAUUUGGCAUCGUCUCGCCUUCGGUGUUCAUGGCCCAGACGGCAUAUUCGACUGCAAAGCACGGCAACGACGCCAAUAACUACGGCCGUCGCGGCAUCCGCAUCAACGCCAUAUGUCCAGGCUGGAUCGAGACGCCGAUCAGCGACCGCUUUCCCCAAGAGGCGGGGAGCCCGCUAAGUCGGUAUAUCGAGAGUACGCCGCUACAACGUCUGGGACAGCCAGAGGAGAUUGCUGAUUGUAUUGCAUUUCUUGCCUCUGAUAUGAGUAGUUACAUGCAGGGGUCCGGUUUGGUUGCCGAUGGUGGCUUCACGGCGCAUUAA
Colletotrichum orchidophilum is the source of this 780-nucleotide messenger RNA. Its product is annotated as short-chain dehydrogenase. NCBI's taxonomy places the organism in Eukaryota, Fungi, Ascomycota, Sordariomycetes, Glomerellales, Glomerellaceae. The coding region runs from base 1 to 780 and encodes 259 amino acids. The transcript has 5 exons. The record is from RefSeq and is a predicted model, not a curated record.